AUGGAUUUCGCAUGCUUGGUCAGGAUCGACAAAUCUCCAAACGGCCCUAUCAUCUGUAACGAGUAUUAGUAUUACCACGCGCUACAAACAUCAUUGUAAUGUCUAUAUCCUGCUUGAUUCCAAUCAUCCCACGCUAGUCUUCGAACAUUCUCGAUUGUAGCCCAUCCCAUCUCCAACUAUAAGUAUCAACGCCACCCCCCAUGAAGACAAUUCUAUCCAUCUUCUUUUGCAUCAUAGCAAUUGCAAUCUACAAUCAAGAACACCUACUUUCGACUAUCAACCAACUAUCUCAAACAAUUAAACUCGCAACAUCCCCCAACACCAUCCUUCACAACAACCAAAACAACAUCACACAAACAAUGUCCAGCAACGCAGCAACACCAACCACCUUCCGGGGACUACCAGUGAUCCCACCAAAUGAGACACUGACUGUUCAAUCGCCGCGCAAGAUUCAGAAGUCGUUCCUUGCUAUUGAGCAGUCCGAGGGCGCUGGCGCACGCGUCAGACGCUCCAUCGGCACCCCACAACUUCGCAACUUCUCUCCCUUCCUCAUGCUCGACCACUUCAGCAUUCCUCCAGGUGCAGGCUUUCCUGACCACCCCCACCGCGGACAAGAGACCGUGACUUAUCUUCUUUCUGGUGCUGUGGAUCAUGAAGAUUUCGCAGGCCACAAGGGUUCGAUCGAAGCCGGCGAUUUGCAGUUCAUGACAGCCGGCCGGGGAAUUGUCCACGCCGAGAUGCCGAGGCAGAACGAGGACGGAACACCAAACGUCGGAAUGCAGCUUUGGGUCGAUCUGCCAAAAGAAUUGAAGUUCUGCGAGCCCCGUUACCGCGAUUUGAGGGCGAAGGAAAUUCCCGAAGUGGUGACUGACAACGGCAAGGUUAAGGUCAAGAUCAUCAGCGGCCGCGCCUACGACACCGACUCCGUUCAAGAGCUUGCCUACACUCCCGUCUGGCUUCUCGAUUUCACAGUUCAGCCAGGUGGUGUUGUCAAGCAAUCGUUACCAAAGGGCUGGAAUGCAUUCGCCUACACCCUGAGCGGUUCCACAAUCUUCUCCUCUGACGGAGUGUCGCGCCCCGUCGAGCAAUACCACAAUGUGGUUUUCGAGAAGGAGGGCGACAGCAUUGAAGCUACCGUCGAGGCAGGAGCCGAAAAAGAGUCGAGAUUCAUCCUUGUCGCUGGUCUCCCACUAGAUCAGCCUGUGGUCCAGUACGGACCCUUCGUUUUGAACACUAGGGACCAGGUCGUCCAAGCAAUGAUGGACUAUCAAUCAUUCUCCAACGGAUUCGAACGAGCAGAGAACUGGGAGAGCGAGAUCGGAAAGACAAUGGUACACUAGAUGUAGUAUCCAGUAUCUUUCCUAUUUCCUUUUGUAUAUAAAAAGCACGCAUUUACGAGGUUAGCGAGUCCAUUUUUGUAGCCACACUAUACCAAUUUCUGUAUUCUAUAUAUGACAAUAGAUCUGAAUGUCCAAAAC
Aaosphaeria arxii CBS 175.79 is the source of this 1478-nucleotide messenger RNA. RefSeq names its product pirin-like protein-like protein Prn3. The transcript has a single exon. NCBI's taxonomy places the organism in Eukaryota, Fungi, Ascomycota, Dothideomycetes, Pleosporales. The record is from RefSeq and is a predicted model, not a curated record. The coding region runs from base 201 to 1340 and encodes 379 amino acids.